Messenger RNA from Schizophyllum commune H4-8, 1786 nucleotides. RefSeq lists its product as uncharacterized. The record is from RefSeq and is a predicted model, not a curated record. The coding region runs from base 75 to 1580 and encodes 501 amino acids. Lineage: Eukaryota; Fungi; Basidiomycota; Agaricomycetes; Agaricales; Schizophyllaceae. The transcript is spliced from 2 exons.
CUUACCUCCUACCCUGAUCACCUCAUCGAGAAUCUCUGUUCUCAGGCCCGCGGUGUCUUUUGCAAAUUUGGACCAUGUCGAACGACGCGCUUCUACAACGCGCCUCGUGCCUCGCCAGCCUCGACCUUCAGCGAGCUGGCUUCGUACCCUCGCCGGAGGAGUGCGAGGAACUCAUGGAGAUCUCUUCAAAGCUGUCCGACUCCCUGCUUAGCGCUAAAACCUCCGGCAGCGCGGCGACUGCCCUGCGCGACAGGGUGACGACGCAGAUUGCGAUCAACCGCUCAAUCGCCUCCCCAGUGUGGCGCCUUCCUGCGGAGCUCUUCCUGCUCGUCAUGUACCACGCUAUCGAAGACGUCGAGCCAUUCCGGCGCGCGACGGUCAUCGCGGACACCAUAGCAUGCGUCUGCCUCCGGUGGCGCCUCAUCGCGUUGGGCGAACCCGAGUUGUGGUCCUACGUCUCCUCGGCGCGGCCACGGAAUGUAGGCCUCAGCUAUCCAGCUCAGGUCGCACUCGCCAAAGCUCUGCCGCUCCACAUCCAAGCUGUCUCAGAACCCAUAGCGCUUACCAAGCUCUUUCGGGAGCUACGCCCGCACGCCUCGCGGUGGACGUCCAUCGAUGUUCAUACGGCAUGUCUUGCCCUUGAGCAACAGCCUAUCGUCGACUUGCCCGUCCUCGCAACUGCAGAGAUCCACUUGCAGGGGCCCACAGGAAAUAAAGGCCUGCAACCACUUGAUUCCGUGCAGAAGGACCUGCGCCCAUUCGAAUUCAUGCAGAAAUCGCCGUCUCUCAGGUGUCUUGUGAUUCAUCUCCUCCAGUCGUGGCCGGUCAAUGCGCACUGGCACAAGAUCCACUUCCCAACUCUGACCGACCUCCACUCGUUCGAGCUGCAUGUGGACAGCGCCCACGAUGCCGGCGGCGGACCGCCGACUCAGCCGCUCCUGCACGCGCUGGACAGCUGUCGACUCUCCCUGGUGGACUUGCACCUCGACAUCGAAAGUAGCAGCUACAUGUAUAGUGACAACAACUUGAUCGGAAAUCCGAUACUCUUCACCGCCUUGCGACACCUCACCCUCGCUGCUGACGCUGCCCAAGGGAUGUUCAGGUACAUCCUCGCUCCAGCCCUCGAGGAGCUGACGUUGCGAAACAUGGGCGACCUCAGCUAUAGCCCCGUCCCUUACCUGCUCGACUUUCUCUCGAAUCAUCCGCUUCCGAAUCCGAAGCGACUUGACCUGGACAGCGUCGCUCCGGACGAUCCCCAAGCAUUCAUUCGUUGCCUGGAGCGCUUCCGCAAGCUGGAAGAGUUGCGCGUGCGAGAGGUCGAGGGCGAUACCUUCCUUCUGAUGUCGGAACCUGUGCUUCAGCGGUUGACUUGUGCUGCAGAAGAACCACCGUUGUUGCCCAACCUGUCUGCUCUGAGGGUCGCGCGGGACGAAGGGACGGAUCAGAAGCUCAACGACGCCUUGCAGAAGAUGGUGGCGUCUCGGGAGGAGCCAUGUCUCUGCGCAAUCGUACCUGUCGUGGCGCUGGAGCUCUUUGAGGUGACUGAUAGGGGAAGUGAUGAGUCGGACGAGGACGUUUGAAAGGAACACAUCGGUCAGAAUGUGAUUUUCGCCAGACGAAAAACAAUGUGGAAAUGACAGUAGUCUAGUGAUUGAAUAUUGUAAAGCUCAGAAAAUAUGCAAGACAACGAUAACUUAUAAUUACGCAAGAGAGCGAGGGUAAUAUCUAUGUGAAUCGACAGUAUUCGAGUUGUGCUGGUCCAGGGGCCGCGCUGCGCGAGCACAAC